This is a messenger RNA of Haliotis rufescens (red abalone), 5027 nucleotides long. Its product is annotated as phosphorylase b kinase gamma catalytic chain, skeletal muscle/heart isoform-like. Bases 598 to 1743 code for a protein of 381 amino acids. The record is from RefSeq and is a predicted model, not a curated record. Gene Ontology annotation, molecular function: calmodulin binding; phosphorylase kinase activity; ATP binding. Gene Ontology annotation, cellular component: phosphorylase kinase complex. Lineage: Eukaryota; Metazoa; Mollusca; Gastropoda; Lepetellida; Haliotidae. The transcript has 12 exons. Gene Ontology annotation, biological process: glycogen biosynthetic process; protein phosphorylation.
UAUACGAACGUGGUGUGUUUCUCAUAUGUGGAAUACAUAUGUAAUUCAUAAUUACUGGUUUCAAAUGAUACAUGCAGGGAGAAUAUAUGUUCCAACAAGCUGUGUGUUUGUCUAUGUGUUAAACUUUCUCAUACAUAUUGAUAAAGACGUCAUGCUGAAACCUCAAACCUGUAAUUGAUGCCAGGAGGUAAAUCUAAUCAGGUGUGACCUCAGGUGACAGGUGUGAAAGUAUUGCUAGUAUGAGUAUUAAGUAUUGACUGUCACUUGAUACAGGAAGUGCUUGCAUUCAGACAGUGGGUCUGGAUCAGAGAAACAUGUUCACCUGGACUAAGAGAAGACUAGGACUUCUGGCUGGGAUUCUAUACAUGUUUCAUCACUGUCUUAUCUGAUUAAACAGUCACAGGUUGAGGCAAGGAUUUGACGUUUGUGCAUCCGGUGAACUUGACAACCUUGUUUGAGUUAUGGUUGUCUGAAGGAAUAGUUUAGCUGGAUAUGACAGGAUCCUGGUUCGGACAUUCUGUGAUGUGAUGGAACUUGGAUUAGGAUAAUUCUGGAUUGGAUGAUUUUGCCACAUUGUUAGAGGGAGAGGCUGGCAUCAUGGGGAUGGUGGAUGUGUGUGUGUCCGAGUUCACUGCUCACCAGGACAAGUUCGUUCUGGAGGAGGUGAUUGGCAGGGGUGUGUCGAGCACGGUGCGGCGGUGUGUGGAGAAGGCAUCAGGGACAGAGUACGCCGUCAAGAUCAUCGACAUCAGUGGGGAGAAGGGUGAGGAACACCAGGUGGAGCAGCUGAGGCGAGACACCUCCCGCGAGAUCAACAUCCUGCGCAUGUGUGCCGGACACCCACAUAUCAUUGAGCUCCAUGACGUGUUUGAAACACCAACAUUCAUCUUCCUGGUGUUUGAAUUAUGUAAGAAGGGGGAGCUGUUCGACUACCUCACAGAGGUUGUGUCAAUGUCGGAGAAGAGGACACGGAUCAUCAUGACACAGCUGCUGGACGCGGUAGAGUACGUCCACUCCAAGAACAUCGUGCACCGCGAUCUGAAGCCUGAGAACAUCCUACUGGACGACAAUCUGAACGUGAAGCUGUCUGACUUUGGCUUUGCUACCGUGCUAGCCCCAGCUGAAGAACUCACAGAGUUGUGUGGAACCCCUGGUUACUUGGCGCCGGAGGUUCUCUCAGUGUCAAUGUACGACAACGUGCCUGGAUACGGCAAGGAAGUAGACAUGUGGGCAUGUGGAGUCAUCAUGUACACAUUGCUGUGUGGGUCUCCACCGUUCUGGCAUCGGAAGCAGAUGAUGAUGCUGCGAGCUAUCAUGCAGGGUAACUACCACUUCAACAGCCCUGAGUGGGACGACAUCACAGAACCUCCCAAAGAACUGAUCUCCAAGCUGCUAGUGGUUAAUCCAUCUCAGCGGUACACUGCCAAGGAAACUCUAGCACAUCCGUUCUUCAAGAGAGAGUUUGUCCCCGUGAAGAAGUUCCAUGCUAGAAGAACUUUCAGGGCUGCAAUCCUGUGCACAAGGUUCUUUUUCCGAUUAAAGCAUUUUUAUGAGAACCCACCCCCUAUAUCACUGGAUGUGGUGACAACGAACCCCUACAGCGUCAAAUUGUUCCGAAAGCUGAUAGACGGAUGUGCGUUCGGGAUGUAUGGACACUGGGUUAAAAAGGGAGACAACCAAAACAGAGCUGCUCUGUUCGAGCAUUCGCUACGAGAUGACUGGAAAAAUGAUGUGAAACUUUAAUGACAUGUUGUGCUUAGAAUUUUUCAAUUUCUAUGGAGAAUUCAUCAAAGGUACUCCCUAGCUGCUCAUGGUUAAACAAAGGGUGUGGAUGUGACCCAUACCUCAUGACUGUAACUGUUGACUUGAGUGUUCAGUCUCCCAUUGUUGUCAGUUGGAUGUCAUGUUGAACAUGUUUAAAUGUCCCAACGUUCCAGCAACUCGUGAAUGACAAAGUGAAGCUGCCUGCAUCAUUCACGGGUGAGGUGACCAGUCCACCUCUGUUUUGCAGCCUGUGCACAGUCCUCCAAAUUUGGUGUCACUGGUGGAAGAGUCGAGCUAUGGUUCCACUACAGAAGCCUCGGAUGAACGAGGCAUUGUUUCGAACUACAACAUGUCUGCUUCAGUGUGUAACAGCGUUCUGUGAUACCACCCUUUGCCCUACACCUCCCCUCACUUCAUGUAACUAACAUACUCAGAAUGCAGUUCUAUGAAAUGAAUGGUUAGGGUUGGAUUGUUUGAUUCUGAUAUAUUUGCGAAGAUGUGUCACCCAAAUCUGUGACCCAGAUCAACAUGGAUAGUCUGUGAAGACAUCGACCUUGUUGUAAGCUGUGUCACCCAAUUCUGAGACCCAGAUCAACAUGGAUAGUCUGUGAAGAUAUCGACAUUGUUGAAAGCUGUGUGUAUCCAAGUCUGUGACCCAGAUCAACUGGGAUAGUUUGUGAAGACAUCGACCUUGUUGUAAGCUGUGUGUAUCCAAGUCUGAGACCCAGAUCAACGUGGAUAGUCUGUGAAGAUAUCGACCUUGUUGAAAGCUGUGUCACCCAAUUCUGCGACCCCGAUCAACAUGGAUAGUCUGUGAAGAUAUCGACCUUGUUGAAAGCUGUGUCGCCCAAAUCUGUGACCCAGAUCAACAUGGAUAGUUUGUGAAGAUAUGGACCUUGUUGAAAGCUGUGUCACCCAAAUCUGUGACCCAGAUCAACGUGGAUAGUCUGUGAAGUUAUCAACCUUGUUGAAAGCUGUGUCACCCAAUUCUGAGACCCAGAUCAACAUGGAUAGUCUGUGAAGAUAUCGACCUUGUUGUAAGCUGUGUCACCCAAAUCUGAGACCCAGAUCAACAUGGAUAGUUUGUGAAGAUAUUGACAUUGUUGAAAGCUGUGUGUAUCCAAGUCUGUGACCCAGAUCAACGUGGAUAGUCUGUGAAGAUAUCGACCUUGUUGAAAGCUGUGUCACCCAAUUCUGCGACCCCGAUCAACAUGGAUAGUCUGUGAAGAUAUCGACCUUGUUGAAAGCUGUGUCGCCCAAAUCUGUGACCCAGAUCAACAUGGAUAGUUUGUGAAGAUAUCGACCUUGUUGAAAGCUGUGUCACCCAAAUCUGUGACCCAGAUCAACCUGGAUAGUCUGUGAAGUUAUCGACCUUGUUGAAAGCUGUGUGUAUCCAAGUCUGUGACCCAGAUCAACGUGGAUAGUCUGUGAAGAUAUCGACCUUGUUGGAAGCUGUGUCAACCAAAUCUGUGACCCAGAUCAACAUGGAUAGUCUGUGAAGAUAUCAACCUUGUUGAAAGCUGUGUCGCCCAAAUCUGUGACCCAGAUCAACAUGGAUAGUUUGUGAAGAUAUCGACAUUGUUGAAAGCUGUGUCACCCAAAUCUGUGACCCAGAUCAACGUGGAUAGUCUGUGAAGUUAUCGACCUUGUUGAAAGCUGUGUGUAUCCAAGUCUGUGACCCAGAUCAACAUGGAUAGUUUGUGAAGAUAGGGACAUUGUUGAAAGCUGUGUCGCCCAAAUCUGUGACCCAGGUCAACAUGGAUAGUCUGUGAAGAUAUCAACCUUGUUGAAAGCUGUGUCGCCCAAAUCUGUGACCCAGAUCAACAUGGAUAGUUUGUGAAGAUAUCGACCUUGUUGAAAGCUGUGUGUAUCCAAGUCUGUGACCCCGAUCAACAUGGAUAGUUUGUGAAGAUAGCGACAUUGUUGAAAGCUGUGUCGCCCAAAUCUGUGACCCAGGUCAACAUGGAUAGUCUGUGAAGAUAUCAACCUUGUUGAAAGCUGUGUCGCCCUAAUCUGUGACCCAGAUCAACAUGGAUAGUUUGUGAAGAUAUCGACCUUGUUGAAAGCUGUGUGUAUCCAAGUCUGUGACCCCGAUCAACAUGGAUAGUUUGUGAAGAUAGCGACAUUGUUGAAAGCUGUGUCGCCCAGAUCUGUGACCCAGAUCAACAUGGAUAGUUUGUGAAGAUAUCGACCUUGUUGGAAGCGCUGUGUUACCCAAUCUGUGUCCAAGUCCAACAUGUUUCCUGUCUAUGAAGCUCAUCCACCUUUGCAGGGUCGCUGUAGGAAGUGGAGUUCAAUCGGUGACUCACUAGUAUGUACUGCCAUCAGAGCACAAGACACUGGAACUAGUGCUGUGCCAGCUCACACAAUCUCAUAAUCAUCUCAGUGUGUUGUCCCCAUCAAGCUUGACUGACCAACGGAAGAUGCUAGUGAUGGUUGUUGCGUUAAAUACUCUGUGCCAAAUGAGUUUGUUUGUAUGUCCUUAGAUACUUCGGGGCCCACUAGCACAAAGCGAUCUUAGCGCUAAGAUGAUCGUAACUCCCAUACUUAGGCUUACGAUAGUCUUAGCGCUAAGAUCGCUUUGUGCAAGUGGGCCCAGGUCUAUCAGUAUAUCAGGGUAAGUGUGGGAAGAGAAUCUACUCACCGGUCUGGGAUCAGUGACCACCAAGGAUGCUAAGGGACCGACUAUUUGAUAUUCUAGGUGUGACCCUGAGAUUUUAUCAAAAAAAUGUUUGGAAAACAAAUAUUUAUUCUUCAAAUUAUUUUAAAAAAAAAGAAAUUGUCUGCCACAAAAUGAUAUUGUUACAAGAUGUUUUUAAAAAAACCUAAAUAUUUAGACUCAUAGUUUUAAUUGCAAAAAUAUCUGGUUUUACAACUGAAAGAUUGAAAGUGUCUGAAAGUGUCCCUACAAAAUCCCCCGUCCCCCAAAUAUAAAAUGGUUGGUCGCAAAACUAAAACUGACCUGGUUUUUAAAGUAUCAUUGCCCCCAUUUUAAUGUCACCAUAAGGCCAUAAUGAAUUAAUUGUUAGAUUUUCAUCCCCCCGUCUCACUGCAAAACACCACCCCACGUCAUAAGUCACUAAGUACGGCACAUUCAAAGAAAAUUGUCACUUUUGUUCCCUUCUUCCUCCAUGAUGAACUACACCAUGUAUGGUCGUACAAAACAUUCAAGCUUCAUGUGAAUCACAUCUGUCCACUGUUGGUGUGCAGAGAUCCCUUGAAGAGUUUGCUGAAAAUGAACAAAUAAAAUAUGAAAAACAAAA